Molecule: messenger RNA, 384 nt
Organism: Trypanosoma theileri
Lineage: Eukaryota; Euglenozoa; Kinetoplastea; Trypanosomatida; Trypanosomatidae
Product: 60S ribosomal protein L35
Exons: 1
Coding region: 1-384 (127 amino acids)
Biological process (GO): maturation of LSU-rRNA from tricistronic rRNA transcript (SSU-rRNA, 5.8S rRNA, LSU-rRNA); translation
Cellular component (GO): ribosome; cytosolic large ribosomal subunit
Molecular function (GO): structural constituent of ribosome; mRNA binding
Source: RefSeq, a predicted model, not a curated record
AUGUCGCACCACGCCAAGAUUCGUGAUCUGCGCGAGAAGAGCAAGGAUGACCUGCUGAAGCAGCUCACCGAGUUCAAGAAGGAACUUUCCCAGCUCCGUGUGGCGCAGCAGCUCAACAGCGCUGGCAACCGUCUGGGCCGCAUCUGGCUCAUUCGCAAGAGCAUUGCCCGCAUUCUGACCGUGCUGAACCAGAACGAACGCGAGAACCUUCGCAAGUUCUACUCCGACAAGAAGCUUCGCAGCAGCAAGCCAAAGGCUCUGCGUGAGAAACUCACCCGUCGUCGCCGUCUGGCUCUGAAGGACAAUGAGAAGAACCGCAAGACCCGCCGUCAGCUGCGCAAGGCUCACAAGUACCCCAUGCGCGUUUUUGCUGUGAAGAUCUAA